Patiria miniata (bat star) is the source of this 2019-nucleotide messenger RNA. It is a transcript of the gene srd5a1, whose product is annotated as 3-oxo-5-alpha-steroid 4-dehydrogenase 1-like. Lineage: Eukaryota; Metazoa; Echinodermata; Asteroidea; Valvatida; Asterinidae. The transcript is spliced from 5 exons. The record is from RefSeq and is a predicted model, not a curated record. Gene Ontology annotation, molecular function: 3-oxo-5-alpha-steroid 4-dehydrogenase activity. Bases 110 to 931 code for a protein of 273 amino acids. Gene Ontology annotation, cellular component: membrane. Gene Ontology annotation, biological process: steroid biosynthetic process.
AUAAUUCGCACGUGAACAAUUAACUGCAGUCUAGUCAAGGGGAAGGUCCCUUCUUUGGUUUUUAUCAAGGAGCAAAGUUAGUCAGCAAUUUUAUUCAAGAUCGAGCGAAAUGGCUGCGCCGGUUGCAUCCCCCGUGCCCCUGCCCCUCAUACAACCCCUGACAGACAUGCUGGGGAUGAAGGAAGACGAAUUGUUAGAUAAGUUGGCAUAUUGUUUCAUGUUUCUUGGUGCAAUAGUCAGUGUCAUUUUGCAGUUUGUUGGCGCUCCGUACGGCAGAUAUGUCGAUUCGCGAUUCGGGUGUUUCGUACCGGGGAAACCUGCCUGGUUCAUUCAGGAACUACCGAGCUUUCUGGUGCCAAGUGUGCUACUGAUCGUGAGUGGAGGACAACGGGGCUUCAUCAACAAUUUCCUCAUCAGUCUCAUGAUAAUCCACUACUUCCAGAGAACAUUUGUCUUCACUUUUCUGAUCCGUGGUGGCAAGCCGACAACAUUUCUCGCUUUUUUCCUAGCGUUUGUCUUCUGCAUAACCAAUGGUUAUCUACAAGGCCGUUACCUGACACAGUACGCUGUCUACCAGCACAAUUGGCUACGUGAUCCUAGAUUUAUCAUUGGUGUGAUACUAUUCUUUACUGGAAUGGCCAUCAACAUCCAAUCAGAUUCCAUUCUCAGGAACCUAAGGAAACCAGGAGAAACGGGCUACAAGAUACCCAAAGGUGGUAUGUUUGAGUACAUCUCAGGGGCUAAUUUCUUCGGUGAGGUAGUCGAGUGGACGGGGUUUGCCCUGGCUUGCUGGUCAUUGCCGAGUUUAGCAUUCCUUGUCUUUACUGCAAGUAACAUUGGACCCAGAGCUUAUCGUCACCAUUGGUAUUACCAGCAGAAGUUUGACGACUACCCGAAGACCAGGAAAGCAUUCAUCCCAUUCCUGCUUUGAAGCAAAGAACAGUGGCUGAUAAUGGAUGAUAACUCAGGUUCAAACCUCAAAUUGAAUAUUAAAUUAAUAUAUAACACCUGUGUCUGCCAAUUCCAUUUGAUAUUUGAUAAUUUGAGUUGUUUUAAUUGAUACCAAAGUGUACAAAUUGAAAGUUUGUAGUUUUUGUGAUCUGAAGUGAAUGCUGUGUGACGCUGACGUCAGCAUGAUUCGAGUGCAAUUGCGUCAUUUUUAUUUUAGUUUAGUGUCAGUUAUUUUAGUUACAAAAUUUGGAAGAAUAUGCUGUUGUGAAGAUCCUAGAUUCCAUGGUUAUCAUGAAGAUUCUGGGAGAUCUUAUAAAAUGGUUGAAAACUCUUCUGGAAUGAUUUUUUUUUUCAAAAUGAGCAUUAAACAAAACACAAAAAUAGUCUAUAAAUUAUGUUAUCAGGUGUGUGAGUGACCACUGAUAAAAAUAGCUGAAAACAGCUGAAAAUGGUGUACAAAGCUGAAUGUUGGAGAUCUCCUAUACUUUUGUACACAGCAAGUGAGGGAAAAAGCUGGGGAAAAAAAGCUGAAAUCCAAAACAAAAAAAGCUGAAAUCAGCUUUAAAGCUGAGAUUUGUCACCCCUGAUUAUGUUAACAUUAUUUGAAAACAGUUUUAUGCAAAGAUUUUAGGGUUUCAGCUGUACUCCGUUUCAAAAGGCUAAAUCCAAUCCGUUUUCUACAAAAACAAAAUUUAAUUGACCAUUGUAUUUGCUACUUGUUUGUCGUUGUCACCAUACUUAAUUGGCAAGAUGUGCCACUAUUAUCCGAAUCAUACCAUUGGAUAGUUUUGUAGAAUUAAAAUUUGGAGAAUAUUUACUAAUGACCAAACACUUUGUGGACAAGAUAAUUUUGCAAAGUGGCUUUUGUUGCAAAACACUAUUACUCUAGUUACAGAUGACACUGAAUUUUAUAGAUGGCUUCAUUUUAAAUGUUGAUUACUUUGUUUUGAUAAGUAACAAAAAAAAUUGCCAAAACUGCAUUACUAAAAUUAACAAGUGCAAUGAAUUGAGUGAAGUUGAGCCAAAAAGAUUGAAUAAAUUUUACUAAGUUUUAAUCUUGUUAAGGAU